GGGCUCUAGGCGGAUGGGAGCUACCCAAGGACAGUUCUGCCCUCUGCAGUUGGGGGCCCAGCUCUGAGGACAGAAAGCCCUUUGAGAAGGCUGCCUCCCACCUGCCGGGCGUGCAGGGCGCCAGACACGGGCCCCCAAGGUCACCUCCGGAGCUGAUAGAGGUGUCCCUCCCAGGAGCUCAGGCUCAGCCCUACAUAAGAGCAGGGUCGCCCAACCCUUGCUGCACCACCAUGCAGAGGUCACCCCUCUCUCUGCUAGCACUACUGCUGGCCCUGGGGCCUGUGUCACAGGCUGAGACCCCCGAAGAGCUGGCGCCCAGCACCAGGGGCCUCAUCUUCCUGGAGGAUGGACUCUGGCCUCCCAGCAGUGCCCCAGAGCCCUCAUGCCUGGUGAGCCUGAGAGGACAGGGGAACACCAGCAAGGCUUCCCUGAGGGUGGUCGGGGGCCUGGACAGCUACGAGCAUGCCUUCCUGGAGGCUGUACGGGAAUCUCACUGGGAGCCCCAAGACCGGGCUACUUUUGGAGUCUGCAGUCCUGGCUCCCAGGCCACCCUGGCAGCGCUGCAGCACCUGGGGGCCUGGCUGCGGGAGACCGGGACACAGCAGUUCCUGGCCCUGCAUCUGGCUGAAGUGCUAUGGGAGCCCACUCUGUUGCUGAAGUUCCAAGCGCCUCCACCCGGGGAGGCCAGGCCUUGGGAGCAGGCCCUGCUGGUGCUGUACCCUGGCCCCGGGCCCCAGGUCACAGUCACAGGGGCUGGACUGCAGGGCCCUCAGAGCCUCUGUCCGACCCCAGACACCCGCUUUUUGGUGCUGGCCGUGGACUUCCCAGAGAGGGCCUGGAGCGGCCCUGGUCUGGCCCUAACCUUUCAGCCUCACAGAGGUGCCAUCCUGAGCAUUGCCCAGCUGCAGGCCUUUCUGUUUGGCUCUGACUCCCGCUGUUUCACGCGCAUGACUCCCACCCUGCUGCUGCCACCUGCCGGGCCGUCACCGUCACCGCAGCCAGCGCUCGGCCAGCUAGACACCAAGCCUUUCCCACAGCCGAGCCUGUCCCUAGAGGCGGAGGACCUGCCACACAGCUCUGACCCCUUCCUAGAGACCCUCACCCGCCUGGUCCAUGCCCUGCGGGGGCCCCUGACCCGGGCCUCGCACACACGCCUGGCCCUGGACCCUGACAAGCUGGCCAGCUUCCCGCAGGGCCUGGUCAACCUGUCGGACCCCGCGGCGCUGGAACGCCUGCUGGAUGGGGAGGAGCCCCUGCUGCUGCUGCUGCCACCCGCGGCGGCCACCGCGGGAGCGCCCACGCCGCCGCACGGCCCCACUUCCGCUCCCUGGGCGGCCGGCCUGGCCCGCAGGGUGGCUGUGGAGCUGCAGGCGGCGGCCGCGGAGCUGCGGGACCUCCCGGGACUGCCCCCCGCCGCGCCCCCGCUGCUGUCGCGGCUGCUGGAGCUGUGCCCCAACGGCUCCCGCGACUCCCGCAGCCCCGGGGACCCGCUGCGCGCCCUGCUGCUGCUGAAGGCGCUCCAGGGCCUCCGCGCCGAGUGGCGCGGGCGGGAAGGGCGCGGGAGGCCCGGCCGCAGCGCGGGGACGGCGGCCGGAGGGCUGUGCGCGCUGCGCGAGCUGAGCGUGGACCUGCGCGCCGAGCGCUCCGUCCUCAUCCCUGAGACCUACCAGGCCAACAACUGCCAAGGCGCCUGCGCGUGGCCGCAGUCCGACCGCAACCCCCGCUACGGGAACCACGUGGUGCUGCUGCUGAAGAUGCUGGCCCGCGGGGCCGCCCUAGGGCGCGUCCCCUGUUGCGUGCCCACUGCCUACGCUGGCAAGCUCCUCAUCAGCCUGUCCGAGGAGCGCAUCAGCGCGCACCACGUCCCCAACAUGGUGGCCACUGAGUGCGGCUGCCGGUGACGCCCGCCCUGCCCCCGGUCAGUGUCCCAAUAAAGAUCAGCAAACGCUCAGUUGGGGUGUCUGUGGGUGGUGGGGCCUCCUGUCACCUCUCUCUUCCCCACCCACAGCCACACACCCAUGGGGAAGCUCUCGGUCCCCAGGUCCGCAUCACUUUACUCUUUUCCAGACAGGAUUUCUCUGCGUUGCCCUGGCUACGCCGGAGCUCAACAGGCUGGCCUCCAGCUCAGAGAGCCACCUGCCUCUGCCUCUCCACUGCUGGCAUUAAACUCCUGG
Meriones unguiculatus (Mongolian gerbil) is the source of this 2174-nucleotide messenger RNA. RefSeq names its product anti-Mullerian hormone (gene Amh). NCBI's taxonomy places the organism in Eukaryota, Metazoa, Chordata, Mammalia, Rodentia, Muridae. Bases 231 to 1901 code for a protein of 556 amino acids. Gene Ontology annotation, biological process: gonad development; Mullerian duct regression. The record is from RefSeq and is a predicted model, not a curated record. The transcript has 5 exons. Gene Ontology annotation, molecular function: growth factor activity.